UUUAAUUGUUUGAACUUUCCCGCUCCUGCAUAUCUGGACACGAUGGCCAGCACGGGACUGCAGCUGCUCGGUUUCCUCCUCUCUCUGGUCGGUCUCGCUGCCACAGUCGCCGCUACUUUAAUGGUUGAAUGGAAAAAGCAGUAUCAGGGAAAGACGCACCGCAUCCACGAGGGCUUGUGGAUGAGCUGCAGCGGCUACGAGAGAACAACUUGUGAACUAUAUCAGUCCCUCCUCAAGCUUCCAACCGAGAUCCAGGCUACCAGGGCUGUGAUGCUGCUCAGCAUAUUGCUCUCUGUUGUGGCUGUGCUGGUCUCCACAGUGGGGAUGAAGUGCACACACUUCCUGGACGGAAGGCCUGAAAGCAAAUCCAUCACAACCAUGGUCGGAGGAAUCCUGUUCAUUAUUGCAGGUUUGUUGACCCUGGUCAUAACCUCCUGGUAUGUCAGCACGAUUGUUCAUACCUUCCAAGUAUCCCAUCACCUGGAAAGCUACGAGUUUGGUAAGGCGGUUUUUGUCAGCUGGGCUGGAGGCCUCCUUACGAUGGCUGGUGGUGCUUUCCUGAGCUGUCGGAGGUGCUCCCGGACGAGUCGCCUGAGUCCAUCAGUGUAAACCACCUCCUCCCAUCAGGCAGUAACCAGAAAUCCAACUAUGUCUAGAGGAGAGAACAGCAGAAGGCCAUGCAGAGGCCUCAGACCAGCAGUGAUUUUACAAACUUGAGCAGGAUGGCAGGCUGUGAUGAUGAACUGUAACCCAGUCCAGGAUUAUUGAAUACUACCUUCUGUACCACGAGUCAGGAACCAGCAUCAGGAUUGCUCACAAAACCAGACUGUGUGUACAGACUCUGAAUCCCAGUUUUUUUUUUUUUUUUUUUUUUUUUUUUUUAUUUCUUUUUGUUUAUCAGUCCAUGUAAAUCCAUUCAGACAAAAAAGGUAAAGGAUUAAACUUUUAAUUUACUUCAUAGUCAAUUUUCAAGUGAGUUCAUUAUUUCAGGUCUAUCAGUGCAUUUAAACAAUGACUUUGUAACAGUAAGAAAUCAUCAAUAAUGAAUUCAGUAUGUUUGUUUCAUUGAAGUGUAGACAGAGAGUUUUGA
Messenger RNA from Labrus bergylta (ballan wrasse), 1090 nucleotides. Its product is annotated as claudin-1. Gene Ontology annotation, biological process: cell adhesion; bicellular tight junction assembly. The record is from RefSeq and is a predicted model, not a curated record. NCBI's taxonomy places the organism in Eukaryota, Metazoa, Chordata, Actinopteri, Labriformes, Labridae. Gene Ontology annotation, molecular function: structural molecule activity. Gene Ontology annotation, cellular component: plasma membrane; bicellular tight junction.